AGUAAAGUUAACAUAGUUAACAAGGAUAUUAUGAUGUUUGUAUGAAAUCACUAGCAGCUGAGUUUUGCUCUAGGAACAAAGUUGCCACAGUAGGGUUUUACCUUCGUUUUUAUUUUGACUUUUUCCAAACCUGGAGAUAAGAAUGAGGAAUUUACUGCUCAGACUCCUGCUGUCUGCAGCUUUCGCUUGCCAAACACUCACACUUCAGUCAGGUUGUGAAGGUGUAGGAUGCGGGAGCACUAAGGCAUCAGGAAAGCGUGAUCAACAUAGCGAACAGCUGAACCGGUUUAACGAAAUGAACGCGCAGUCUGCAGCUGGUCAGCACCGGAGCUCUGGGGCCGUGUUACCUUUUAUUGGACUGACUGGAAGUGCUACACAGAGUAGAAACUGCUGUAAGAACGGGGGUACUUGCAUUCUGGGGAGUUUUUGCGCUUGUCCAAAGCACUUCACCGGACGGAGCUGCGAGUACGAUGAACGUGUCAGGGACUGUGGAGUUAUUCCUCAUGGAGAAUGGGUUCAAAAAGGCUGCUCAUACUGCAGAUGUGGAUAUGGAAUGUUGCACUGCUUCCCUCAGGUCUUCCAUAAUGACUGCGACGAUUCUCAGGAAGUGCGCUGGUUUCGUUCGAAUGCCCAGAGAACACUAUUGACCGACAGUCUCAUGUGUCUGGUGCUGCUUCUUUCAUUUCUGCUUUGAAGAUGACUCCAGGACUUGUUUUGAUAUUCCGCUUAGUCUUUCGAGCUCAGAUGUUUUUUAGGAAGGAAGGAUGAGAAGCAGACCAUACAAGAAGAAAGAUGUUUUUAUGAAUUUAUAUAUCUCUUUGUUGUUGUUGUUGUUUUUAUGCAGCAUUUAAUGGCAGCACUGAUAAUUUUUUUUUACUUCCAGUGGAAGCUAAGUUUUAAAGUGAAGGAUUUAUAUAGAAAAUCUAUUGUACUUGUGGCAGUGUGAAUUUUGCCCAUAGAGAUGUAUAUGUUUAUGAUGUUUUUUGUGCAAUGAAAGUCCUGUCUUUAUAUGUAGUUCGGAUUGUUUGUUUGGCACCACUCUUGAUUGGGAGAGAGUAUGAUAACGCUAAGAUAACCUCAGAUUGUUGACCUUUCCAUUAUUUUUUUUCUUCCCUUAUCUUAGAAAAACAAAUGCUCUGGCCAAUCAAUCACACCGGCCACUUUGACCUAUCGAGUUGACCUGAUAGAUUAUGGAAAACAUGAACUGUAUCUGUCAUUGUUAUUAAAGCAAUGAAAUUGUCUCACAGAGUUAAUUGUCUUAUUAUAACCUCAGAUGGCACAUUGUUUGCUGUUUAUUGCUUACUAAUUUACCUGGAAAGCACAAAAUGAUCAUUUUCAUAUAGGGGCAUGAAUUCAAGAUGUACAGGGAACAGAAAUAAUGAAUGCCAUGUGCAAAUAAAGAAGAAUGUGAUUCUUA
This is a messenger RNA of Clarias gariepinus (North African catfish), 1417 nucleotides long. RefSeq names its product teratocarcinoma-derived growth factor 1 (gene tdgf1). The record is from RefSeq and is a predicted model, not a curated record. Bases 143 to 694 code for a protein of 183 amino acids. The transcript has 6 exons. NCBI's taxonomy places the organism in Eukaryota, Metazoa, Chordata, Actinopteri, Siluriformes, Clariidae.